UCAGGGGCCAACAUUUCAGCUCAUUUGAGACCUCAUCCGAGCUCAGACCGGCUGCAGGCUUGGUGGUGAAUUUCGACGUUGAAGUUCAAUUAAGCAUCUGGCCACAAGGGCUAUGAAGCUGGUUGCAGGGUUAGCCAUGCUGUGGCUGUGGGUUGCAGAAGCCUUGGAAAACUGCCCCACUGCUUGUAAAUGCAGCCAGAAAUCCAGUGCGGAGAAGACUGAAGUCAACUGUCAGAAAAGGGGACUUCAAAGCAUCCCAGCCAAACUCCCUCUCGACUCAUGGAUCCUGAAAAUGGGUGAAAACUUACUGCAGGACCUGCCAGGCAACAUCCUGAGCUCCGUUCCAAAAAUCGAGAGUGUAAAGUUGGAGCGAAACUCAAUCAAAUCAAUACACCCUCAAGCAUUUGCUGGAGCCCAGCGUCUAAUGCUUUUGAAUUUACAAGGAAACCGAAUAUCCAAGAUCCCAGUGAAGGGCUUCAAAGAUCUCCUAAACCUGCGUUUUCUCAUGCUGGGCCAGAAUCAGAUAGCUAGCCUCAAACCUAACAUGUUCAUUGGAAUGAGGAACCUGUCAGAGUUGGAUCUGCCCCUGAAUGCUCUCACUGCUCUUCCACCAAAUGCAUUCAAACCUCUGAUUGCCCUCAAAGUCCUUGACCUGUCUUUGAACCACCUCCAUCGAAUCUCACCCAAAGCCUUUGUUGGACUUGGAGAGUUGCUUUUUCUCAACAUGGACAACAACAAGCUGAAGAGUAUCCAAGCUGGUACGUUUGGACCCCUGACUGGUCUUGAGAUGCUGGUGCUAGACAACAAUUUGCUCUCCACUCUAACUGUGUCCACUCUGGAGGGUCUUUCAAACCUGCAGGAGCUUUAUAUCAGAAAGAACGAAAUUGAGAGUCUGCCUGCAGAUGUUUUCCUCCACACACCUAAACUGACUCACGUGGGAUUAAGUGGGAAUCGACUUCAUGCAAUUGAUGGCAACAUGCUAGCCAACAUGCAAGGGUUGAAGGAGGUGUUUCUGCACGAUAACCCAUGGAAAUGUGACUGCAGUAUCAACUCGCUGGUACAUUACCUAGCCCAGACGAAGGCUAACCAUUCUCCUCGGCAGAGACUUCGGUGCGCUAGCCCUGAAGAGUUCCGUGACAGACCCAUCCCGGAGCUGAAAUCUGAGGAACUUUCCUGCAAGGCCUAGAAAAUCCUCACAUCUGAUAUCAUAUCACGAACAACCUCCAAAAGUUCGCAGCACAGCAUGAUAUUUCCUGCAACUGUUAUGGUGAGGCUUCACACAACUCCAACCACAAUGACUUUGACAGGUUAAUGAUAGUGCUGCUGUUCUACAAAUAAUCAUAAUUUUCACCCACACCAGUUGACUAUUUUCAGGCCACCUGGAGAGCAGCACAUCCUACAAAACUAAGGAAGAAGUGUGCAUUUGUUAUUCGGAUGAAAUUGUUUUGUUAUAUAGUAUUUUUAUGCAUUAUUCAUUUAGAUUGGAGUAUAUAAGGUGCAAUGGGCUAAAUGCACACAGCAUUUUCAGCCACAGAUGAAAGCCACAGCCACAGAUGAAAGGUUAAUGUGACUUUUCAAUUUUAUAAGGUUAAUGAUAAUGUAAUUUAAUUAAAAUAUACUCCGUUAAAAAGACUUAAGAAUUCAUUUAGUUAUUGAAGCGUAAAACGAGAUGAAAGGCCAUUUAAAUGAAAGCAGCAGGCGAGCAUUGAAACUCUAUUGAAAAUACUGUGGUAAAAUAAAUUACCAUAUUUUAAAGACAUGGUGCAGAACAAAGGAAUGUAAUGGAGUGCUUCUUGUCCAGUCUAAGAGACACUUUAUAACGUAAGUCAAUCAAUAAGGCAAUAAAGAUCAUCUUUUUUUAAAAAUUAAACAUAUCGAUUUUCACGAUGGCAUGACAGUUCACUGAAAGCACUUGAGCUGGCUAGCGGGAAAAAAAAUCAGUUAAAAGUCGCUGCGUAUAUACCUUAUUUUAGCUAUUAGCUAUUAACAAUAAAC
Danio aesculapii is the source of this 1995-nucleotide messenger RNA. Its product is annotated as leucine-rich repeat-containing protein 15. The record is from RefSeq and is a predicted model, not a curated record. Lineage: Eukaryota; Metazoa; Chordata; Actinopteri; Cypriniformes; Danionidae. Bases 113 to 1186 code for a protein of 357 amino acids. The transcript has 4 exons. Gene Ontology annotation, molecular function: protein binding.